GUGUUUGUUGACUACCUAAUAAAAGCUAGGACCUUAAAGAUACAGAGGGAAGUUGAACAGGACCUGGCUUCUGAUCUGCUCAAGUCUAGGUAGGGAGGCAAGGUGUGAAUUGGGGAAGAAGCCACUAACCAUGGUGACAUGCAGCAGUUUGAGCCUUCAUCAACCAUUGGAAUCACCUGAGGAAUCUUGUUUAAAAUACAGAUUCCCAGGUCUCACACCAGACCUACUCCUGUGUGGGGUGGGGCUGGGAAGUUACUGCAUGGCUACAGUGUCCUAAGGAGGGCAGGCUUUACCAGUGGGCUCGUUGGAGCUGCAUCUCGAAGGAUGGGUAUGAUUUGGGUGUGUGGAGAGGCAGAGGAGUCACAGUCUUGGUUGACUUAAGGAGUGUAUUUGGUUGGGUUUGAAGAAAUGGCAUGUGCAAAGUUUUGGGAGUUGGGGUAGGAAAGGCAUUUUUGAAAGAGUGAGUGGAAUGGUCAGACUGGAACACUGGGUUUGCAUGCGAAUUGUGAGAAGGAAGAUUAGAAGGAAUGGUCUUUGUAGGCUACAGAACCUGCUGGAGUGCUCCCUCCGCCUCCUCCCAGCUUCUUCCCUCUUUUCUACUUUUCCACUUCUUCCUUGCCUCCCAACCCCCACUUACCUGCAACAUCUCAUUCCAUCCUUUAUAUUGCUAUUAUUGAGUGGAUAUUAUUUUUCCUAGUAUUUGGAUGAGAAAACCUGAGGCUCUGGCCAUGGUUACAUAGCGUGUAAGGGUCUGUUCUGAGUCCAGUAAUCAUCCUGCUGACCACUGAGGAUUCUUGAAUGUGGGCAAGAAGCUGGCCUGGGCUUGGGGGGGUUGUUGGAUUAGCAGGGUGGCUGACUGAAUCGUUCCAGGCAAGAUGAGUUCGGUGGUUGAGAGCAUAGCCUUGAGUCACAUAGUUUGGGUUCAAAUCCCAGCUUCUUCAUUACUUGCUAACUGCGUGACCCUGGGCAAGUUGCUUGAUCUUACUAAGCCUCAGUCUUCUCACCUGUAACAUGGGAGCAAUAACACUCACCUCAUGGGGUUCUUAUGAGGAUCAAUGAGGUGUACCUGGCACAGAGCAAUUGCUCACCACCUGGAAGCAAUUGUAAUUAGCCUUCUGUAAUUAGUCUCUGGGCCGUGGCUGUGCACCUGCAUCUCAUUCUUCAGCACAUCGGUUUCCAGGACACAGCCCGUCCUGGCUGAGCUUGUUUUAUUAAGGAUGACAUUAGAGGUGCUGGAGGUUUGCCACCGGUGGCAGCGACGUGGCUGUACCCCAGGCUCAUCCACUGGGGCCCCUCCAUGAGCCUGCCAGUGCCCUGAUGGAGCCCCAGCCUUGCCCUCGAAGCGUGGCUGAGGGCUUCCUGGAGGAGGAGCUGCGGCUCAAUGCUGAACUGAACCAGCUGCAGUUCUCAGAGCCUGUGGGCAUCAUCUACAAUCCUGUGGAGUAUGCGUGGGAGCCCCACCGCAGCUAUGUGACCCGCUACUGCCAAGGCCCCAAGGAAGUGCUCUUCCUGGGCAUGAACCCCGGGCCCUUUGGCAUGGCCCAGACUGGGGUGCCCUUUGGGGAAGUGAGCAUAGUCCGGGACUGGUUGGGCAUUGGGGGACCUGUGUUGACCCCACCCCAAGAGCACCCGAAGCGACCAGUGCUGGGACUGGAGUGCCCUCAGUCAGAGGUGAGCGGUGCCCGGUUCUGGGGCUUUUUCCGGAACCUCUGUGGACAGCCCGAGGACUUCUUCCGUCACUGUUUUGUCCACAAUCUGUGUCCUUUGCUCUUCUUGGCUCCCAGUGGGCGCAACCUCACUCCCACCGAGCUACCUGCCAGGCAGCGAGAACAGCUUCUUAGGGCCUGUGACGCGGCCCUCUGCAGGCAGGUGCAGCUGCUGGGAGUGCGGCUGGUGGUGGGAGUGGGGCGCCUGGCGGAGCAGCGGGCACGGCGGGCUCUGGCAGGCCUGACGCCUGAGGUCCAGGUGGAGGGGCUCCUGCACCCCUCACCUCGGAGCCCACAGGCCAACAGGGGCUGGGAGGCAGCGGCCAAGGAGAGACUGAAUGAGCUGGGGCUGCUGCCGCUGCUAACAAAAUGAGGCCCUCUGUGGCCUGGCACAGGACAUGUUCAAGGCCCCCAAGUCAUUCCGGGGCAAGCAGAGGACUACGCCCCCUGGCCUGGAGCCACAGGGUCCUUCGGGGCUCCCUGGUUGCUGGGACCUGCCGUGGCAGGUCUGACACUACUCCCGCUUGCUGCAUUUUUCACCUUCCUUUGAGCACUGCCCCUGCUCCUGUGGUAGCUAACUCCACAGAGACGUGGCGUCUGCAAACUGCGCUACCUCACUGUUGGCGCCGGAGCCUCUGCUCAGUUGAGAGGGGCCCAAACUGUGACUUCUGGGGCCGUAUUUGCUGUGUGAGAGGAAAGAUCCUGCCAGGCUCCCCAGCCAUCCUCCUAGAACAGCUUCCUUCAAGCUGAGCCUUUUCCUCACAGGGACCAGGACAAAGCGAGGCAUGUGGAUGUUAAGAGUGAACUUCUUAUGGGAGACUGAGGCUGGAUCAGAGAAAGAAUUCAGUGUGGCAGAGUGGGGAAGACCCAAAGACCUGGCUUUCUUCAUCUCCGCUUGAGACUUCAUGGCUUUGUGAACAUUAUGACUUUGGACAAAUUUGAUGAACCUCUCCAAGCCUCAGGAUCCUCAUCUGUAAAACGGGGGUCCCUACCUCAUGGGGUUGGUGUGGGGAUUAAGUGAGAUCACGCUUGAAAGUGCCUUGUGUCAUGCCUGGCAGGUGGGUGCUCCUUAUACUUCUUGCUUUUUUGCCUCUUGAUUGGGGCAUCACUGUACCACACUACAGAGGGAGCGCCACCACUCCCAGGACCUUGCUGGGUGAGAGGCAGAUCCUUGCCCUGCCAGAGGUGGACCAAUAAUUUUAUGAAAAAUGCAGCCCUGUGAUUUUUCAGUCCAAGCAUUAAAAACUCCUAAACUGGGGUGUAUAGGUGGCUCAGUCGCUUAAGCGCCUGCCUUUGGCGCAGGUCAUGAUCUCUCAGGUUCCCCACUCAGCGGGGAGUCUGCUGCUCCCUCUCCGUUUCCCUCUGCCCCUC
Molecule: messenger RNA, 3077 nt
Organism: Callorhinus ursinus (northern fur seal)
Lineage: Eukaryota; Metazoa; Chordata; Mammalia; Carnivora; Otariidae
Source: RefSeq, a predicted model, not a curated record